Messenger RNA from Cinara cedri, 21569 nucleotides. The record is from the annotation of a GenBank genome assembly. NCBI's taxonomy places the organism in Eukaryota, Metazoa, Arthropoda, Insecta, Hemiptera, Aphididae.
AUGGGUAGUUUGCCAGGAGAGUACAAUAAAAAUGAUGAUUUAGUUUAUACUCUGUAAUCAACGAUAGAUCAUGCGAAUAACGAAAAACCGAUUCUGAGCGUAGUAUUAACGGGAUUUUUUCCCCUUUUGACAAGGUAAUCCACGGAUCAAUAAAAAUCAAACAACAACAAACAAUAUCAGAUCGAUGAACUUCUAACAGUUUCGAUGAAUGGUUCAGUUAAAGAAUUACCGGACAAAAAUUAUGUACGCAUCUUUCAAUGCAGCGGUUCCCAACUUUUUUAGUUGUGUGGACCACCAAUUUUUUGAAAAACUCUGAUGUCCACUAAACUAAUAUACAGGUAAAAAUAAAAACAAAUAUAUAUCCAUAUACGUCUGACCAAUAUAUAAUGUGCAAAAUUCGCACACGUCAUUAAUUAGGAAAACAUACCGUACAAGUAAAUUAAAAAAAUAAUUUUUUAUAAAAAAAAGCAGUUCAUUAUUGUGAUUUAAUUUAUUAACAACUGAUUAAAGUUAAAAUAAUAUCAAUGCGAUUUUUGACAUUGUUUUUCUCCUACGAGAGAAUCAAUAUCGGUAUAAGUAUAUUACAAUGUACCCCCCAUACUCCACGCCGAGCAUGAUAAAAUACGAUGAAAAUGACAAAAAUAUUCUAGAAUACUACAUAUAUGUAAAAAAAAAAAAAAAAAAGAGACAAUUAAUAAAAUUGUAUGAUUGUGAUAAUUGUGGGAUUAUUACUAAAUCUCGAUCGAAAUGUAGACGUUUAUAUUAAAAUAAUAUACAUUUUUUUUAAAUUUUCCGACCCUUGGCAAAUGUCCUCGACCAACGUCUGCGGCCUAAUACCACUUUGACCGCAGCCCAUGGGCUGGGAACCGCUUUUUUAAUGUAUGACUGCACGGAGCAUUUUUACUAACCGUAAAAGUGUUUUCCGAGAGAAAAAAAAACUAUCUAUAUAAAACCAAUAGCUUCUUCGCAAACACUCAAAUUCUAAAAGCAUAUAUUUCGUGAUUUUUAUUCAUAAUAGUAGAAUGUAUAUAAACCUGUGUACAAGGAAUGGCAUGCCAUUAUUUUUAUUGAUUUCGUUUUUAAACUGAAUGAAUAUAUUUAUAUUAUUCUUUUUAGAAAAAUUAUUAUUUACAUUCCGUACGCAUAUAUGUAAUGGAAUUUUGUUUGGUUUUUUUCUCCGAGUUCUGAAUCUAUUAUUUUCGAUUGUAUCCAUAAAUGUGUAGUUAAGUAUAUUAUUAUUUUCGGUAUAACUAUAAGUCAGGUACUCGAUAGUCUAUGGUAAUAACUUAUCGCAAACAUAUUCAGCGUUUGGAUUUAUGUUAUCGGCGUGAUUUUAUUAUCAAUAAAGAUGAAAUCAAAGUAUUUAAUCGUUUUUCAAAAAAAAAAAAAACAAAUCUGAUAAUUUGGAAGUGCCAGAUGAAGAUUGACAAUCUUGUCGAUUCACAGCCUAUACCUCUAGUUAAGCAACAGUGAGUAUAACAUUGAUGAAAUGGCGAGACACUCUACUCGAAGAAUUGAUCUUAGACUGUAGAUUAUUAUUAUUAUUAUACUAUGACUUAUGAGUAAAGUAUAUUGAAAUACAUAAUCAAUACGAGUCUAAAUAAUUGUUUUCCAAAAACGCGUUGUCUAUAAAUGAAAGUUAAACAGUUUAAAGCUUUUAUUCAAAAAACCUAAUUUAAUCUUAUCCCCCUCCACCCCACCAAACACCAACUGAAAUUUAAUUUUUUUCAAAUCUAUAACCUCCCCUCCCCCGAAAAUAAAUCCGGGUUUCGCCGCCGUUAAAUCUAAAAUGAUUAAAUAUCUAAUUACAAAUAUUUAAAAAACCAUUUUCGUUAUACAGUAGAACACAAUGUUUCUCUCCGCAAAAGUAUAAAAUAUAUUAUAAUUAUUUAUGAAAUAAAAAUUUAAUUUUGAAAUCGUAAUUAAAUAAUAUUAAAAUGUUUUACCAUUGCAGGGAAACGUCGUGUGGGAUUAUUAUUGUCGAGUAUCGGGCCAGUAAACGUUUGUGUUCGCGUUCGUAUUACUUUGUGCAUCUACACGCGGUAACCGAUGAGCAAAUUAACAAUUAUUUUCGUUAGGUAUAUUAUAACAUCAUGAAUUAUAAUCGAUCGCGGCCGCGGGGUACAAUACAGAAUCCGUUGUUUAUUAUAUAGGUGUGGGGGGACCACCACACCGACGCGGCCAGGCGCGAGGAGGAGUUUGCAGCGCUAAGAAGACGAGCCGGGUGAUGUUUUCCACCCUUCGUUCGCUGUCGGUUUGCUUAUAAAAGCUCAGACCAUCGUAUACCAUCGUUCAGAAUCUGCGCAGGAGAGUUUGAGUACCAACACACCUACGGCACCAACGUUUUCCACGUCGUCUCCGAACGCGCACAACAUACAAGUAAGUUUUAUUUCAUUUUGAAUAUUAUAACAUAUUAUUAUAAACUAUACACAUUUGUUAUUACAAAUUAAUGAAGAAAAAAAAAAAUAAUAAUAAUAAUAAUAUUUAUAUAGGUAUAUUGUUUCUUUGGUCCCGGGAACAAAGGGAAAGUUCAAUUUUUUUUUAUGGUUGUUAAUACUUUUAAUCCGAUGAUAUUUAGCAAACGGCUAAUAAUUGUAAUAAACUAUUUUUUCUCGAAAUUUUCACCAUAACAAGUAUCGCCCGGAAAUUGCGAAAAAAACGAACACAAUUAUUUUUUAAAUUAGGAUAAAUAUUUUACUCAAGCUUUUUAAAUUUGAUUCUGAACGUAUUGUGCCGUAGUCCUUGUAUGGGCGGUAAAAAAACACGCCUUGUAAUAAGUUUUUUAUUACUGUAAAUGGUAAAACGUUUAGAAACGCAAAUAAUUUCGGUUUCAGGUGGAAAAAAAAAAAAAAAAAAUUUGAACAGUGUGUUAAUAUAAAUUGGUACUUACAUUAUUGUGCGGGUAAACUUGGCAAUACAAUCGUUUUAAAUCCGGUUGUAAUAACAUAACAUUUUUGAUUAAAAAUAAUAUUUAUUAUUUUUACUGCUAAUAUAAAAUAAAUAACAAACGUUUUUGUUGUUAUUUUUUUGUUUUUUUUUUUUGUUCGUACUUGUCAUUUUUAUUUUAUUCUAUAUUUAUAAGCUCGAUACAUUAUAUUUGUUAACAUUUUUAUGUACCUAUGCAUAUUAUGUAUACAACUAUAUUAUGCAUUUACUUGUUGUUCAUCAUAAUUAUAAGUUAUAAUUUUAUGAAAUUGUCGAAAGUGCUGUAUAUAGAGAUCUGAAAGUAAUUUCCGUUCUGUUCAACGUCCUUAAGUUUUUUUUUUUUCAUCCAAAAAAUGACUUAAGCCUUACGCUUUGGUUUUGUAAUAAAUGAAAACGAUACGUUGUCAAAUCAUUUACUGCUUCUUACGGUAACCGUAAAUAAAUAUGAAAUGCAAAUGGUAUAACGAUAUUCUUACCUAUCCUGGAUGGAAUUUCUUCGGCAACGGUAUUUUUAUAAUGGCGAUGUCGAAUCAAAACACGAGCGAAUUCACGGUAAUUUAUUCACGCAGAGAAAACGCACAGAGGAAAAAAGAGCAACGUACUUCUCGGCGCGAGAAAAGGCUCCGGGCGGCUAGACGAUUAGGCCGGGAAGUAUGGAAGAUUGGUGCGCGUUCUCAUCCGGUCGUAAAUAUCAUAAAUAUAUAUAUGUGUAUAUAUAUAUUUAUAUUAUAAUUAAGACAUUAAAUAUUAAUUAUCAAAUAUAUAUUAUCUUAAUGACUGGAUAGUAAAUUUAUUACUAUAGCAAAAAUGAGUUCUGACAAUACACUUAUAUGGGUACGUAUAAAUGAAAUAAAUAAAUGAAUGGAUGCGUCGCCUGAUAAAACAUUAUAACGUUACAUCGCUAGUAUCAUACCAACAUAAUAUAACUCGCUAAUACCUACUAAAAUUAUGACACAUAAAAUAUCAUAUACAUCGUUACAGAUUGUCUAUUUUUAAUUUUUUUUUUUUUUUCUUAAAUUAAAUAUAAAAUAUUUAAAUCGUUUAAAAAGUCGUUUUUUUUUUUUUUUUUUUUGAAGUUUACGAAAAUCAUUUUCAGCGGUGGCGCGAUGAAAACAAUUUAAAUUAUCUUAAAAUUCAAACCAAUUAUAUAAAAUUAACUGCUCAUCAUUAGUAAACAAUUUGUAACAUCAACAUUUUGUUUCAAACUAAAUGUAUAAAAUACUAUUUUAGAUUCCGGAAAACAAUUUUUUCUUUUUUUAAUUAAAAAAAAAUAUAUAUGUAUAAAAGAUAUAAAUUACAAGUCAUAUAGCGCAGGGCUCUAGUAAAUAUUAUAAAUACUGAACCAAGCAAACGUAAUUGCGUUUGUCAUGUAUCUCCGUGCCGUACCCUUUAUAGAUUUGUUAUUGGUGGUGGGAGGGGGGUGGGGAGGGGAGAUAAUUAUUUUCACUCCUUGCGUUGCUAUUGAUCAAAAUAAAUUAUUAUUCCUUUCAACAAACAUUUGCCAGAUACUUGAUAAUAAUUAUAGCGAACUGCUGUCGGUUCGAAUUAUUUAUUAUUGGAGUAUGCGCGAUAAAACUUAUUGUUCUAUGUACGUAUUCAAUUUUUCAAAAAACAAAAUCAAAAUUGAAUUAAAACAAAUUUAAUCAUUACUAAACAAUAAUAAUCAAUCAAUAUUAAUAUUCUUGUUAACGUUUGCUUAUUAAUUACAAAUUAAAAAUGUCCGCGACGAUAUACUGAAAUUAUUAUUCAUUCUACUCUGUUCGAUUCCUCUUGAUUUUACAAAACAAUACACCUACUAUAGUUUAUUUAUUAUAUUAUUGCGUUUUAUUAUUUCACCGACGUCCGCGUUUAAUAAUAUUAUACAUUAUUCAAUUAAACAUUAAUUUCGGUUAAGGGUUCGCAGUGUUCUGGACAAAUGACAUCCAAUCAAUUUUACGGGGGUGGUGUCCAUUCCAAAUGUAUAACGUAACUCAUCCGGACUCCCGCUCUCAAGACAAAACUGUAAUGCAUAUACGUAAUUCCGGAACACCAGUGUUGUAAUUUAUUUGAAAACGAUUAAAACCGUCCGUUUCGAAUAUUUUAUUUGUGUGGCCGGUUUGAAAAAUGAUGAGGCCUCGUGAAGUCAAUUUUGAGGGAACUCGAUCAGCUGGUUUUACAUUUUUUUUUUUGGCAAUUUCGUUUUCUAAUAACAAAGUGCAGAUUAAUGUCUACGAUUCUUCUUCUUUGUGUUUUACUUUUAAUUUAUACUUUCCAAAAUAAUUAUGUGAAAUUAUGAGUUAUGAUUGAAAAAACACUUGGAUAAUUCAUUCUCGGAGUAGAUGUAAAAUGAUAUUAAUAUUAUUCUAAUAAAUUAGUCUAAUAAUGUUAACAAUCAUUCGGGCGGGUGCAACAUUAAAUGCAUACACCAUAAUAAUGCUUAGAGAUUUUACUCAAUAGAUCCGUUUUUCCGUCAAAGUUAAUUUCUUCUUUAAACGCAUAUAAUAGGUACCUAUAUUUAUUAUUCGAAUAUAAGGAUAUUGUGUGUGUGUGUGUGUGUUUUAUAACUGUGACGUGUUUCGAAAUUAUUUAAUUUAUUAAAUAUCUUAAGUCUCAGGGGAGAAUAACGAAUUUAAGUCUAGUUCAUAAAAAAAAAAAAAUACUAACAAACAAACAAACUAAAAUACGCUCCGAAUUUAAAUUACAAAAUAAUAUAAAACCGGGAAAAAAUAACGGAAGUUAUGAAAUUGUUGAAAAAUGAUGAAAAUAAAAAGUGCUUAAAAGAAACUUAGCCUUUCUUCUUUGUGGAAGCCAUAGAUAUAUAAUACAUAAUAUUAUUAGAAUAUUUGUUUGGCGAAUAUUAACUACACAAAAGUGUAAAGAAAAAAAAAAAAAAAAACAAGAACCAACUAACGAAUUUGUAAAACAAACCCGUACGAAUAUAAUAAUUACCAGUACGACAACGUGAAAAAUGACGUCGUUCUUUAUAUUUUAUUCCCUUCUAACUCCCCCGGCUUAAGCAGGUAGUUAUAUAAUUAUUAUAAUUAAUAUUAUUUUUCUUUUUCACGCACUCGUGAUUUGGUUUUGUUUACUACUACUGCUACAGCGGUAUUAACAGGAUAUUCCGCUUUUAAGUUUUUCAUUUUGAGGGUAGGGGGUGUAGCAGUGGGGUACUAUUCAAACGCCGCGCCGUCACACAAAUGUCGCUCCACCCUAUAAUAUAAGCACGUAACAACAAACUUAAAAGUGGAAUAUUUCGUUGAAGCCAAAUUCAUUUCAACUAUGAUACCCACUUCAAAACUUUCGCUAAAAUAAGGGUGUUAAAAAAUAACGGUAACAUAUUUAAUUUUAUUUUAUUUGUCCUUGUUUCUUAAACGUUCCUAAAAAAACAGAUAACGAACAAAAACAAAAAAUGUCCGCGAUAAUCAGACGUGUUACGUUAUGUUGAUCACUCUGUAUAACCGUAUAGUAACUCGGGUAAAUUUCGAUUUAUAUUAACGCAAACGGCAAUUGGCACUUUGAGACGUGAAAAAAAUUACCACCCACUCGAAAAUAUUUUUCAUUUCAUAAAAAAUGUAGUAUUUUAUUUUAUUUUUGUUUUUGCAAUUCUUUUCGAUUAUAAUUCUUUUAACUAAACCGAUACAAUUAUUAUCGGACCCAUAGAUCUUCUGUCAAUUCGUAUUAUUUCAAAUAAUUCCAAAACGAAUGAAAAGGACAAUGGACCGACCGACUGCUGCAUUACUAAGUUUAAAUCGACAUUGAUUUAACGUCAAAGUCCGCCUCCGUUGUUAUAGGAGCUUUAAAACGUCGGAUUGUAAUAAUAUUGUUUUUAGGGAAUAAAAAACCGUUUUAAUAACGGCAGAAAGUGUAUUUUUUAUUUGUAUUUACCGAGACUUUAAUAUAAUACGACUCGCGGCCCGUUGACUGCGGCUGUCAGGCAAAGCAUCUCCAACGCAGGACAAAUCGUUUGGAAAUAAAACUUUGAUAAAAAAGAAAUCUUUCAGUAAUCACGGAUAAUAUUCCGAUCUAAACAUACAUGUAUUUUAUUUAUAAUUAUUAUUAUUUAAUUUUACGUGAUGUACGGGUAUACUCAAUAUUAUUAGAAAUAUCUCAACAAAUAUUAACAUUUAUAUUAUUCUAUAAAAAAAAUCUAUUUAAAUAAUAAUAAUAAUUUAGAUUUGAUUUUUUUUUUUAAGUGGUCUUUUUUAUUGUCAAGAUGAUUGUAUAACGUUGACGCAUAGGUAGGUAUAAUGUAGCAGUUUAAUCGAUAGUACCGGUGAAGUAUAGGUGUAGUAUAGGUAAUAUGAUUGAAGUGUUGAAUAGAAAUUUUCGUAUUUUGUAUCGAAAAAUAUUUUACCUAAUAUUGUACUUGCGUAAAAUUAAAAUUAUAAUUGUACAAUAAUUAACCGGGACUAUUUUUAUUUUUUUUUUCAAAUCUGUGAAAUAUUUAAAAAACUAUGAACUUUAUAAAAUUAGUCAACCGUGCGCUGAGCGCGGGUAUUGAACGACGAUAUUUUACAAACAAAUUUAAAACUUUUCAAAAAAAAUAUAGGCACAGUUCUAAUUAUUACCAUUCGUGGAUGAUUUACGAUUUCGGGUGAACGUUCCGAAUAAUAUGAUUGGGCAUUACCCGAGAGAAGCGGGAGAAAAAUAAUCAAAAAAAAAAAACAUUUUGAGUUUAUAAUAUACGACGCGAACAAUUUAACGUCAGUUAUAAUAAUACGUUCGCGGUAUAUAAUGACGACGUAAAAGGAUUUUAUUUGCGCGGGACGAUGCUUUUUCAUUGGUCGUACUUUAUAUUACUAAUAUUAUUAUUGUCGUCCUUUUGAUUAUUAUUAUUAUUAUUAUCGUCGUUUAUUUUUUUUUAGGUCGUAUUUGUUUGAAUAAAAUCGCACCAUAACGACGACGGUCUAUAUGUUUGAAAACUAUACGUAUGACUCGCGUGACGUAUUGCAAUAUACUGUUUAUACGGCCCGCGAACAGUUUCCAAUCAGUAUAACAAACAGGCGAAAGUUUAUCGAACAUUUUAGCGCGUGUACACGCGGCGUAAUAACGAUGAUAAUAAUAAUAAUAAUAAUAACAGUAUAGAAUACCGAUUUUCCGUCCACGGACGAAAAUUACAGGGGAAAAAAAAAAUAGAAAUAAGUUCUAUAGCCGUAUAUUUUUAUUACUAUAAGUUUACCAGCGCUCGUAACUUUGGUACAAAUCGCUUUUCGCGUAAACGUUCGACAAGAUCGGCGUGUACGAACGGAACGUUACGGUGAAUAAGCAUCAUUUCGGGUUUUAUCUGCAAUAACGUGUAACCGCAAUAUUUAUUCGAUACUAUGAUUAAAAGGACGUUAUACCCGUCCCGGUCCAACUAACGGGUAACGUACUGAGUGAUUUUUUUUUUGAUCACGAACCAGCAAUCAUCUCAGAGGAUUUUAAGAGAAUUUGAUUUCUGUUUUUUGUAAUCGUCAAAGUUUUAUUUUAAAACCGUUUUUAAUUUUUUACCCCUACUCCACCCCACGUACCUUAAAUAAAUACAUACUUUUGAUUUUCCAAUAGGAACCCCCACCUCUUUUUGGACGCAGGUUUAAAUAGCGAAUAUUAUUCUAGACAUUUUGAUGUGCAUAACACCAAUAUCAGAUUUACUGUUUACGAGUUAUAACGGUUUAAAGUUUAGUCCGGAAGAGUAUGGAAGGGUUAAAGAUAGGCAAUUUAUUUACCCUUAAAACGUUAAACUGUUAUAACACGUAAACGGUAAAUCUGAUAUGAGUGUUAUGUAUAUCAGAAUGUCUUGAAAAAUAUUCUCUAUUUAUAUCUGUGUUCAAAAAGAGGCGGAGGUUCCCGUUUGAACCUUGAAAAGUAUGUGUUUAUUUAAGGUAUGUGGGUGGAGUGGAGGUAAAAAUUAAAAACGAUUUUAAAAUAAAUCAUUAAUGAUUAGAAAAAACGGAAAUCGAAUUCGUUAAAAUCCUUUUGAGAUAAUUGCUGUUUAAUGAUAAAAAAAAAAAAAAUCACCCUGUAUAACUGCAAAAUCUAUACCUCGCGCAGACUACGCAGAACUCGUUUAAUUUUGGUGUUUUUGACAUAUUACUGCUGUCGUAUGCAGAAACGACGAGUAGGUCGUUAUUUCUAAACGAUGUAUCAAACGUUACAUACGGAAUAAUAAUUAAAAUUAUAGGGAAAAUGCUUUGUCUCGCCCUCCGGAAAACGUUUUUUUUUUUUUUUUUUAAUUUCAUAAUAGACGAUAUUACUCCAAAACCAAAAUAUCAAACGAGUUUUACGCGGUCUGCAUAAGAUAGAUUUCGCUGUAUUGCCCGUUAGUGGGACUGAGAAUGCACAGUGCGCGGGUAUGACGUCCUAUUAAUUCGUAUUUCAAUUAUUAUUCGUUUUGUAUUCGAUCAAUAUUAAUAAUUCCAAUUUCGUUCCGUACCGCGUGCAAUAAUAUAUUCCGUGUUACACGCGCUGGUAAACACAAUAAUAAUUAUUAUUUUCUUUUACGUGCGAUAUAAUAUUACGGGUAUAGGAAUAAUAAUUAUUAUCCCGUCGUAAUAAUAUUUAUGGACGCGAAGAACAACAAUACUAUUUUGUACACACACAUUCGAAACCUGAAUGAUGUUAUUGAUUAAGUUUAAUUUUAAAUACGCAUUUUGUCGUUGUUUUAUCUUAUUCGGUAUAUCUAUUGUUUACUCGACUUCACGUUUUCGAAUUCAAAUUUCUUUACAUUUCACUCGGCAAAAUUUUGAUUUUCCAAAUGGUUUUCAUAACAAUUAUGAAAAACAGAAAAAAAGAGCCGAUAAUGGGGACGGGCAAAGCCAACAGGUGUUGUAGGUGGGGAGUUGGGAGUGUAACAUACAUAUUUGAUUUAUAACCGGACGCAACAAUAAACCAAUCCUAAUGAAAAAAAGAUUCAGAGCGAAGUUCGGUAAGACAUAUUUUAAAAUACCGUAAUAUAUAGGAUUUUGGAUAAAAUUUGUUUUUAAGAUGAGUAUGAAAAAACAAUUGCUAAUGCAUAACGUCUCAGAACGAAUUUGUACCUAGUGAUCUAUAAAAAAAAUCUGAGUUUAAAACAUAAGAAUUUUUUUUCAUACUCAUCUUAAAAAUAAAUUUUAUCCAAAAUCCUAUAUAUUACGGUAUUUUGCGUUCAGAUAUAAAUUAAAUAAGUUUAAGUAUCUUUACUUCCCAACUUCCAAAAAUGUCUGGACUCAUCUAUCCAGUAUCAGAUUUUUUUCUUUUUCCUGAACAACUUUUUAACCAGAAAACUUUCUCUGGUCAUCAUAGUAGCAAAUGUUUACUAUAGUCGGUGCGUAGAAAAAGACGUUUUUAAUUGCUUUUCUAUUUUUCUCAAUAAUUAGGAAAAACGUCGGUAAACGGAGAAUAUAUUUUAAAAACAAUAACCGUCAAUAACGAUUCCGGUUUUUUUCCGAUUUUUCAUUUUUGUUACAAUAAUGAGUAGUCACCAACAUACUCGAAAAAUAUCCAAACCGGUGAACAUAAAAUACAAAGCCGAGAGAUUAUUUUAAUCCCGGAAACUUGUACUGGUGCGGCGGGGUGUUCAAAAGAAACCCCUCCGAAAGUUUUUUUUUUCACUCACGUUUGUAAUUUAAUUUACCAAUGGCCGGUAUUAUCAUAUAGUAAAAAAAUUAUACAAUAUUAUUUCGAUUAAAUAUGAUAUGAGAUUUCGCGAAACAGGAAACGGGGAUCGUAAAUCGUUUCGACAAUGUAUUCGAACAGAGGUGUACGGCGGUGUUUUUUUUUUUUCUAGUUUGUAAAGGGGCGAAUCAAAGGAAUAAGGUAGGUAUUGUCUAACUAUUAUAGUAAACGUUUAUCGUGUCCCUUUGUACGGAUAUUCCAUAGAACGACGACCGGCACGCCGCCGAUAUGAUAUUGUUUAUUAUUUAAUCCGAAGUUGCAAUGACUAUUAUAGAAUAAAGAUAAUCUUCUAGUAGAUAGUUUGCGCACAGAUGAAAAAAAAAAUUAAACAUCACUGUAAAACCAUAAUCGUUUUCAUUCCUCUCAGAAUCUUAAAUAAAACCUGAAACUUUUUUUAAACGAUUGCUAACGAAAAACGAUUCGGAACGAAGUUCGGAUAUAUAUAUAUGUUGAAAGGCUGUAGUUUUUACAAUUUUCGAUAAAAUUUGAUUUUAAACUCUUAAAAUAAAUAAUCCAUGCGUAUAUUGUAAAUAUAUAAAUAUAUUAAUAUCUAUAUAUAAUGAAAAUAGUGGUAUUUUCGAUUAAAAAUUAAAUCUCGAAAACUACUUGACCUAUGAAGCUGACAUUUUGUACGUAGGCAGUAAAUCGUUAAGAAAUAUCUACUAAAAACGGGUUUCGUGAAAUUCAACCGUCAACGGGGUUAAAAGAGGUAAUUUUUUGGUCGGAUUUUUACCUAUGUAUACCAUAUUAGAAGAAAGUAUUUUAUUUCCCCGGAAACUGAAACCGUCGGUGUUUUUAGCGUCGGUGUACCUUCCCAACUUCCUUCCUACAACACAGCGGCGCAUCCGUCUCUAGUAUUAGUUCUCUCUCUUUUUUUUUUUAACCUGGGUACAUACAUUACACAAUGUGACACUUAUUGCAAAGUCAAUAUGUCCCUACACGCUUAUAUACGCUGCUGCGUUGUUGAUCCGACACAGAUAUAUUAUAAUAUUGUAAUGAACAAUAGAUUGCUAACUGCUGUACAUCAGACUCGUGUUUGUUUUUUGACAAACAGAGACGGAACUUAAUCGUUUAAGUCCAAGCCCCGUGGGCAUUAUAUUAUUAAUUUAUCAUAUACAUUUAUGUUGUCUUACGUAUCAGUUAGAUACCAUAGACUCAAGAAUAUUUUUAUAAUGUUACCUACCCAUUUCUAAACUCUAAUAGCACUCAAUUAUCCAGCUAUUACUACGUUUAUAUGGUCCAGUUAAAACGUAUGAUUCAAAACUUUUUUUUUUAUGAUGCUUUGUGGUCGGAAAAUAUUCCACUAAUUUUACAUAAAAAUUGGACAAUUAUUUUUUAUCAUUUAAUGACUAUAUUAAUGAUAAAACUUUUCCACUAAUCUACUGUCCGAUAGCCAUUUAUAAUAGGGCUACGGCCAUUUUCAUGGGCUAAUAUAUACGCCUCAGACCAAUAAGCUGUGGAAAAUAUGUCUAAUAUUUCCUACCGUACACUGAUCUAAAACGUAUAGUGAAUGUAGGUAUGUUUCAACCCAUCAUUAAGUGUUCAUAUUAUAAAUUUACAUUUAUAAAUGUUAAAGCUGUUCUGUACUACUUAAAAUGUUAAAAUAAUCGAUACCUAACUUAUCGUAACAAAAUAUUCGGGGGUUGAUUUAAUAAAGUUAAUUUUGUGAACAAAAAAGCUUUUAGCUUAUACGAGUUUAUACAAUAUAACGUUCGUUUUCUUCAAUAUUAAUAUUUUAGUAGCUGUAUCAUAUUGUAUUGAUGUAGGAUUGCAAUAGGUGAACAUAAUAAUUUAUUUUGUUAGGUCGUUAUCAUACUCGCACAAGCCAUACAUGUCUAUAUUCUUAUCUAAAUUAUAUUUACGACGAAUGGGUAUCGUGAUUAUUAAAUAUUCCUAAUGGAUUCGGUAAAGCUAUUACGUAUAAACCGACCUUAAUAAAAUGAACUCCGAAAUAUCAACCUGUUGCCCCGUGUAUGUACUCGUAUAGUCAAAUUUAGUGGCAUAGCGGAGGUGUUUUCAAUACUUCUAGACGCCAUGGUAGAAAUUUGGUUGGUAAGAAAAACGUGAAAAAUCGGUAAUAAUCAACAUCAACAAACGGAUGAAUACUAAUUGUUCGACCAUCAAGCAUUAUGUGCGCAUAAAUAUAUAUAAAGACUUUUCUACGAGAUAACCAUUAUAGAUCCGCCCAACUUCUGUUGCCACUUUUUUUUGUUAACAAUCGCAUACUGGGUACGGGUGCGGUCGCGGUCGUAGGUUUUUAAUUGAGAAGAUGGGAUAUAUUUAGUUAUUCAAUUUAUAACUGUAAAACAACGAUAAACUAUUGCUAAUGAAAAACGAUUUUGAGCGGAGUUCGGUUAUAAAUGUUUUGAAAGGCAGUAAUAUUUACGAUUUACGUCAAAAUUUGAUUUUAACUCAUUUAAAAAAAAAUACUAUAUUACACUCAAUAAUUUUUUUGACAACAAAGUACGACUUAAAAUGAACCUGCAGUCAAAUUAUUAAGCAUUUCAGUUUAACAAUUUUAUUCACAGAUUACCUAUUAUAUAUCCACCCAACUUUUCAAGCAAUUUUUUUUUUUUUUUGCUAACAAUCGACCAAACUACCAUAAAUAUUUAUAACAAUACAUACUAUUAUUAAAACGGUUGAAUAGUGUUGAUUUAUAUGAAAAAAUAACUAAAAGUUGGGUAUUCAUGCAUAAGUCAGUCCUAAGGACAAUUAAAAUCAAUUAUAUUUAGAUCUUUAUUAUUGAAUUGAAUUAAUCCAGACGACGGAUAUCAAACUUUACCAUUGCUUUUAAAAUUGAUAGUUUAAUAUUUUGUGCCCAAUUUUUUUACACCACUAGACGCGUGAAAUGUACAAACAGGGUUAGAACUAGACUGGGGCGUUUGAAACCCAACACCUUCGGUUUAAAUAACAUUGGCACUUCAUUGAGUAGAUAAGUAUAUAAAUAUUUCCCAUUAAUUGGCUUUUAAAGAUAUUAUUUGUCAAGGUAGAUAACAAUAAUAAUUGAACAAAAAAUACAAGAGGGGUAUUUUACGAAGGGGUGGGUACUGAAAUAUAUAAUUUUCGUGCCCAUUUUUGUUCAUACAUGUUUGCCACACCACUGGAUUCCGUUCUUAACAACCGUUUUUAAACAAUCAAAACGGUUUGAAAACCUUAAACUGUGUAUACAUCUAGUAAAACUAUGAGGUUCUGUCUUUCAAAACGUUUUUACUGCGCCGCAUAAACGCGCGUAGCUGCAAUAUAAUAUCGACUAUCCAGUUUAAGACUGCAACAAGUAAAUAAUAAUCAAAAAUCAGUUGACUACGUCAUUUUUUCUCUUUUUCAAAACAAUUUCAAUUUAAGAACGCAAUAAAAAUUGGUCAAAUUAUUGAGCACUAAAGAACUCAAAUUUCGUUUUAGAAUAACGAAUUUGGAUUAACAUAAUAUACAGUUCUAAAGUGGACCAUGUAGAUUUAUUGCAAUUAAUUCGCGUAUUGAUAUAAUAUUAGUAGGUCCGAGAUAGGUUAGGCAAGAAUUUUGUUCAUACGUAAUUUAUUUCGUGUUUUGUAUUUGACUAAAUAUUCGUUAAAGUUUUAAAUUACUCCCCUGAAAAAAAAAAAAAAAUCAAAUCAUAUUUCGAGUUGUUGCAGUCUUAAGCCGUAUUAAGUCGAUACAUAUUAUGAUGACCGUUUUAUCAAAUCUACUAGUAUCACACAAGUAUAACAAUAAAUUAUAACAUAAUACGAUAGGCCUCGAAUAAAAUGACCGACCGUAAUAAUUUUGGGCAGUAGUAUACGUCUUAUCACCUCGUUAACAAUCUGCACAGUCUAUUAUAGAUAACUCGUACUACCGUAUCGCAUUCGUGUACCGCGCUAGCGUUCAAACCGAAACCGAAUAAAACGCGAUUAUUGCGUUCUCGUAGACACAACACUAGAUACGGAUUAAAUGUACGGCGUGUUCGCAUUGACUCGAGAACGGAUCACGGUAAUAUUGUAUUAUAUUCGUUGCAAUAUUAUCCCGCGCACAAAUCGUUCCUAUCGAUCGGACCCGGCGGCGGCGGCGGCGGCGGCACACGCACACACGACCGUCUUGCACAUUCAAUAUUAGUCACGUAUAAUGUGGCCGUGCGUGUACCUACGCGACAACACAAAUAAAAUAUUAUUAUUAUCACUGUCGUUACUAUCAUUGAAGUACAAUUGAACAAUAUCGUACGCGCACAAUACGACCAAAUUGGCCGAUACUUAAACGGCACAAUAAUAAUAAUCUAUUGCGACACAUCGCCGCCGCGAACAUCGCAGCGUUUAUGAUGUACGACAUUUUUGAACGGCAAUAUAUGUGUACUGUAAAAGGGGGGGGGGACGGAAACCGGGGUGCCUAGCUGUGUGUCCGCUGCGAAAACGUAGGAAAGGCGCGGAAACCGAACGGUGCGUACACGGGUGCGCGACGACAGCGCGUUUUUUGUGCUCGAAAACGCCGGGAUGCCUCCCGUGCCUCGUUGAACCGUCCGAUUCGAUUACGGUCGUUUUCGUGAUUUUUAUAUUUUCGUUUCAAACUCAAUUAGGUAUAUUUUUAAAUCGAACGAAAGCACGGAUUUCAAUCCGGUCCGUAGAAAUUGGAAUGCAGUUUUUUAACAAAUAAAAAAAUAUAGCUGACACUGGUGACGGGCGCGGUCGCGGGCGUAGGUGUUAAGUUGGGAAGGUGGGAUAUAUUGAGUUAUUAAUUUAUACCUGUAACCAACGAUAAGCCAUUGUAAACGAAAAACGGUUCUGAGCGGAGUUCGGUUAUAUAUAUUUUGAAAGGCCGUAGUAUUUACGAUUUUCGUCAAAAUUUGAUUUUAACUCAUAUAAAAAAAAAAAAAAAACUACAUUUUACACUCGACAUUUUUUUUUUUGACAGCACGACUUAUAAUGAAACUCCAGUUAAAUUAUCAAGUAUUUCUGUUUAACAAUUUUAUUCACAGAGUACCUAUCGAAUAAAAAUCACGUAAAAAAUUCGAAAAAUAAAAAUGUCUAUAAAUAGUUCAAAACUGACUCAAAUGUUUUGAAAAUUUAACCACGACUAGAAAUGCCCUUAGAAAUACGUUUAACUGCUUUAUAACAAAAAACAAAAUUAAAAAUAAUAAAUGAUUUUUUUUUCGUACAUGUUCCCAUGUUUGUUAAGUAUUUUUCGGUUUUGUUCAAACAAAUAUUUAAAAAAUUACAAAGAAAAUCAAAUACUUUCUUGGUCACAAACUAGAUUAAAAUUCCAAACGAAAAAGUCUUUUGUUGUUUUUCUAUUAGAACAAUAUUUUUGAAAGGAAACAUGGAUCGGUAACGUCGCGGCCCGCCGUAAAUAUUUGUCGUUUUACCAAUAAUUUUCGUGCGGGUUUUACCCAAUUAUUUCGAAAACCACUCGGAAAAUCAAAAAAUGAUCUCCCUUAUACACAAAUUAGACAAAAUUUAAGUACCUAAUAUAUUCUGUACACAGGAGCAAGAUUUAUUUUCGAAAAAUCGUUUACAGGAAAGAAAAAAAAAACACACAUCAUUGUCAAAUCAAUAAGUCCCUCGCCACACACUCCGAAUCUAAAAAAUAUAUUAUUACGUUGACAACGCGCGAGUCAUAAUAUUCCGUAUUCCCGCGAAGUAAUUUCUGCCUGUGAAAAUGCUCCAAGUGGGUAUCGGGGCAGCAGUGUACGGAGUGUAAACAUUCAAAUUUUACAGGAUCGGAGAAAAUUUUGGAAAACCGGCACCGGGUCCCUUAACGAACACACUGCGAUUAUAACUGAAACUUUGUGACGUGCGCCUUUUCCAAUUGAAAUUCAAACGCGCGAGUACAUUAAAAACGGGGAAAAAAAAAACAACUCAUGCACGUCCUUGAUUGCUCGUAUUGUUUGAAUGCGGUGAUAUGCGUCCGGGUCGCAAUAAUAAUUUAUACACAUACCAAUGUGCGACCGAAACUAUUAUCCGGAUGACUUACUACUAGGUAUUAUAAUAGCUCAUAAUACGCGUUUGUCGUCGCGUUAUUCUGUACGUACUGUGCAGACAGAUUAUUACGAAUAGGUAUUAUAUUCAAGGAAGCCAUGUACAAUGGGGCUCUAAGGACUGCAGCUCCUCAUGACUCGAUAAGACGGAGUUCGGCCUCAUACGGUUCCAAUAUUAUGAAAAAAAAAAAAAUCAAUAUUUAUCAUACAAAUCCUUAAAAUAUUAAUUUUAUUUAUAGUAAAUUAAUUGAGAAAAAUAAACGGUUUUGUUUUUUUUUUUUUUUUUUUUUUUUUUUUUUUUUUUUUUUUUUUUUUUUUUUUUUUUUUUUUUUUGAUAUUUAUAGCAGUGAAAAAGUAUGGAUUUUCAUAAUCAACCUACAGGUUCUUGGUUAACCGGUAGUUUUUAAUUUUUCUCUUGUGAUUUUUAAUGAUGCUGCUACCAUGUUAAAAUGUUAUUGCGUAUUGCAUAUAAAAACAACAAAUAACUACUAUAUAUUUUGGUAACAUUGUUUAACGAACAAUUUAAGGAAAUAUAUGGUAAGAUUUAGGUGAAACUGUACAUGUGUUUGUGAAGUAGUGACUCCACCCCCCCCCACCCCCCAAUGACAUUUUCAAAACCGCCUAACCGCCUCUGAUAAUAUUGAUAGCAGUAUACGAAUAGCACUCCGAACUUCUUUUUUCCGUUGUAACGUGACGACGACGUUUUAUAUUAUUAUUACUAUUAUCAUCGUCGUCUUUCUGGUCGCGCGUCAAACACAUAAUAAUAAUAAUAAUAAUAAUGUAUUCGUAACGCUGUGGGCUAUUAAGUAUAACGCACGUACAGGGUAUUGUGUUGUACGCGAUGCAGUUAACGACACCUAUUGUUGUUCUAAUAAAACGCCAACCGCCCCGCAGGAAUGUGCAGUUGUGCACUGCUGCAGCUCCGAGAUGGAUUUCACAAAUAAAAUGCAAUUAUACUAUUAUAACGUCGACUAGUAUCCGCGAGCACUAUCGUAUUUUAUCGGCCGUUUAAAUCGUAGCAAACGCAUUGUAAUGGACGCGGCGGCGACGGCGCCUGCGACUAUCAUUGCCGCCGAUCGAUUCCUGUAUGAUAUCCGUGCGAAAACCUCAUAAUAUUGAUAGGUGGUCACCGGCCAAGCAACAUUACGUGUAUAGGUUACGGAUCCGCGGAAAAUAGACCAAAGUAUUUUAUUUUUUCUUGUUUCACUUGUUUAUCCUUAGCAAUGAUUUAUCAUUGCGUGCAGACGUAUACAUUAAAUAUGCCCGCCUUUUCAGCUUGCCACCCACAACGGCGGCACACUCGUUCCCAGCGUUCGCGCUAGUUUUGAAUUUUCGUCCCGAUUCGGCGGUUCGCAGUCCCGUCGGUGCUUUCGCUACGCACCUCCGUGCAUCCCUGUCCGUUCUCCGUCUCUUAUUCCCCGGGGCCCGAGGCCUUCUCGGGUACACGAUCAUUUCGCCAUCUAACGUAUUCGUUCGGGUUUUCAGAACUUCAAUCAUAUCUGCAAACUCAAACGACAAUGUUUGAAAGGGAUUCGCGUAUGCACUCUUUUCAAAAUAUCAAUCAGAAAAAUAACCGUGUUUACAGAUUUAUGAAAAUAAAAAUACGAGAUUGCGUUUGAAGUAUUCCUUCGGAAAUAUUAUUGCCUUCUAUCUAUUUUAUAUUAUAGGCGUUUGAAAUCUCUUUGAAUAACUUCAAAAGAUAGGUAUUUUUUUCUGUUUUGAAUAACAUAAUGUGUUUUUGGACGAAAUUUAAAUAUUAUGUACCUACUUAUAAAUUUAUUCGGAAGUUCGGAAGUGAAUUCGAUUAUUUUUGAGUUGACGAUUUUUUUUUUCUCUAAAAAAUAUUGUCUAUACGCAACUCUUUGAAUAUACUUAAUUAUAAUGUAAUACUAUUCUUAACUAUACGCUCAAUAUUAAUCUGGAAACAAUAUUUUUUUAAUCUUUUUUAUUUUAUCGCUAUUGUUAUAGUUAAAAAAUAAUUUUCAACAAUUAGAUUAAUAAGCCGAUAAACAAAAGUUUAUUUACGAAUUAUAUAGGUAUUCAGUUUCGUGUAUCGAUAUCGGUGUCACGCAAACACAUAUUGUUUAUAUAGAAUUCAUUAAUCAAUUAAUUGAUAUCAAAUAAGUAAUAAUAGGUUUUCAUGAAAAUGUGAAGUUUGAUUGCUUAUAUUAUGACGUAUUACAAUAAAGGGCAAAAACAACUGUAGUAGUCAUUAGUCAAUAAUAAUUAUUUGCGAAUUUUUUUUUUUUUUAUUCAGCAAUAUAAAUUUCGAACAGUUAUACUCACAGUAUAAAAAAUGAAUUACAAAUAAAAAAUACACAGUUAAAUUGAAUGUUAACGAGCGAACAAUUAAAUGUUAUGCUAUGCGACAAUUAAAAUCGAAAAGAAAAAUGUUUCUUGGUUUAAAUGUCGGUUGAUUUUAUGAUAAUAUUUAUGUAUGUAACGUUGAAGUUUUACUGUCAAUAAAAUAUAUACCCACCUAAUAAAUUACGGGGAUUGUUCGUAUAUUUUUAGAAAAUAAAAAUGAAGAACUUCAUCACUAUGUUGACGAUGCUGCUCGUGUCUCUCGUUUUACUGCAGGGAAAUGUACCAACGGCAGAGGCAGAUUCCGAAGUCAAAGAUUAUGUUGAAAACGAUUAUGACGGUAAGUGAAACAAUAAUAUCACUUUUCGCUCCUUUUUUUUUUUUUUUUUUUUUAUAAUGGAUUAAAAUAUCUAAAUAUAGUCCAAAACAAAUAUUUUACAACCGCUAACAGAUUAGCAUGCUACGAUUAAACUCACAAUAAGUAGCGCUUGUAAGUCUGUAUAAUAAUAUGCACAGUUAUAUAAUAUAAUAUGAUAUGUAUAAUAUAUAAUCUCAUAAAAGAUUUAAAAUAAAUAAUCAUUUUUCGGGGUGACAUUACAUUACAACAUAUAAACAUUUUGUACAAUAUUCUCCGCGAUUUCCGCGUGGAAACCACUAAAACAAAGGUGUCUGAUAUUCUUAUAGUGAAAUUAUUGUGUGAGAGAGUGACGUGUACGAACCCAAUUUUUAAAUUUAACUAAUAUUAUAUGAUUUACAAAAAAAAAAACGCAUUUUCCUCAUCAUUUAACGUAUUUUGACGUUUUGUACUAUACUUACCGUAAUUAUUACCAGUCACCUACGGUCACAUGUGCGAUUAUUGAUGAAAAUCAGACAUUAUCGUCAGAGAAUAAUUUCAUCAGUAAUAUACUCUUUAUAAGAAAAAAAAAAUUCAAUGGGUUAAAUCACAUCGGUACGUGUUCUCGUCCGAUACAGCAUACCAUGCCCAGCUAUCUACUGCAUUGUACUGUACUGUAUUAUUAAAAACAAAUUGAUAAUGUCUAUACUCUACAGUUAACAGCUAGUAUUUAGUCUUGACAAAUAGUUCAAUAAAUUUUAAUUUUUAGCAUUAUAGAUGUAUUUUGUUGAUUAUUUACACUGAUAACUCUUGGUUAUUAAUGUUUAUAUAUUUUAUUCUUAGCAAAAAAAAAUGCAUACAAUGUAUUUUUGAACUGAUUUCAAUUCUGUAAAAUUUGUAUAGUUGUUCAAAAUUUCCUUAUUCUUUAAUAAUAAUUUUUUUAUCACGUAAAAACGUAAUUUAUAGUUUUUAAUAAUUUCUAUGUAAUUAUUUAUACCAAUAUAUACAUAUAUAUGCAUACAUUCAUGCAGGGUCUUUUAAAUUUCAUGUUAUAGUCAUAUUUUCCAUGAAAUUUGGAAGACUAAAUAUUUCGUAUAAAAUUUGAAGCAACACAUAAUUUAAAUCAUUUUUACUUAUAACCACGGCUAAUAACAAAGUAAAUUGUUUUAUGACAUUCGUAUUCAAAUAAUGAAAUACAUAAGUUCAUUUCAUGAAACGCAAUCUGUUCAAUAGCCGUUAUACAGAAUUUAUAUAGUUUUUCAAACCAACAGUUAACAGAACUGUUUUCAUGCAAACUAGAGUUGAAUAUUUUAUAUUUUAAAGCAUUUUAUUUUUUCUUAAAUUUCAAUUAUUACUACGGUACUUGAUUUGAGGGGGGGGAGGUAUGCGGAAGGACUGAGUACCUCAACUAAUUUUUUGGAUAUUCUAGCGUACCCUUACUUUUUUUUAAAAGAGAACACAUGGGACGGAUUGUUAUUUAAGCAUUCCUAAUUUAUAAAAUCGCUCAAUUUAAAUAUUUGUGUUAAGAGGACGUUAUACCCGCAUGUAUUGUCUCAGUCUCAGAGUAAUACUAGGAUAAAUGCAACGUCUUACUCUCCAAAGUACUGUUUUCUUUAAUAUUAUAAUAGUUAAUUUUACUAUAAAACUAAAAUAAACUACAAUAAAGCUAAUUUUACGCAGUCUGCGUAAGGUAAAUUUUGCAAUAUUUUCCGUUAGAUGGAUUGAGACGACACAUACGAGUAUGACGUCAUUUUAACACAAAAAUCUAAGUAGAUUAAUUUUAUAAAAAGAGGUAAUGCGAGCGAUAUCAAAAUGUUAGAGAUGCUACAUUUUUGGCUAGAGUGCCUCUACUACUUUAUUCCCAAGUCAAACAUUAAUUAUUAGACAUUAUAAACUGUAUCUAAUAAAUAAUAGACAAUAUAUUUUCAAUACACUGAAACACACCGAUUGUAUACAAAAUUAUCGACUUAAAAAACAUAGGUAAAUAGCAUAUUUUUAACGGACGAUUAUGGGAUUUUAAUUUUACAGACGGAGAUGGUGAAACAGACGUCCAAUACACAUCGUUCGCAGGUCUGAAUGAAUACAAGGAGAGCCAUGAACCCCCGAAAAAAGAAAAAAAGCUAGUCCUUGCUUUUCCGCUUGUACAAAAGAGGUUAAACAUAUUUUAAAAUACGUACAGCUAAAAUUUCAAAAUUCACGCAAAAUAGAUUUCCUACAUUUAGUUUAGUUUAGUUUUUUUUUUUUGUGAUAUUCUUGAUGUUUUAAGUGCCUUUUUUUCUCGAUAAUAUAAGGAACGCGGCUACUAGGAAAUAUCACUUUAAGUUUUGCGUGCCGAGAGGACGAAAUUGCGACCACAGACCUAAGAAAUGCUGCAACGGCGGUUCUUGUCGUUGCAAUUUGUGGGGUGUGAAUUGCAAAUGUCAAAGAAGGGGAUUCUUUCAGAAAUGGGGAAAAUAA